CCGCGCGCAUUGGCCGGGCACAUUGAAGCGAGUCUGACACGCUCCCCCCCUACCCCCAUGGCACUGUCAGGCACCCAGCACACAGCCCAGUCCGGCUGUGACUCUCACGCACAGCGACGUCGUUGUGUCCGCUCAGCUCCGCUAACAGCACUUGCCCUCACCCCCCUCCAACAACUCUGUUGAAGGCUAUACGGGGGAGCUUUGUCCUUUUGUCUACUCUGCGGUGUGAGCCCGAAUCAGCUGUCCGCCCGUCCGAGUUCUGAACUGCCGAGUGAAGAAACAACAACAACAAAACAACAACAACAACCACCACCAAACAAAGAGUUCAAGGAAGAAACUAAAACUAUCGGUGGAAUCGCAAUGUUUAGAUAUUGCUAGGAUGUUUACUGAAAUAUAAUGAUGCUAGAGCGAUCAACAUGCCUUGUGUGUUGGAGAUGAUGAGUUAAAUAGGGUACUAUAUUUAAGUAAAUAGUACUAUACUAUACUAACUAUCAAUAUAAUAACAUAAAUAUACAAGUUAAAAGUUAGUUAAAUGUGAAUAAUAUAUUAUUUUUUUUAAAGCUACAAUUGUAAUAGUCGCAGGUGUAAAACUGCCCAACGUACAAAGUAGAAGACAUUCAAAUCAACAUCGUUUGUUUUUGUUGCUUGUUUAUUUACAUUCUACGAUAUGAAUAUACCGUAUAAUUAACACGCAUUUAACCCGAAUAUAAACUUAACUGCAUUUUCACAAAAUAUAAUACAACUAACUACAGUCAUAUAUCGUACACAAACAUAUUUCGCGCGCAAAUAUAUAAACCCGAACAAUUGAAAUAAAAUUUAAAACAACCACCACCAACCACAGCAGCAGCAACAGCAACAACAACAGAAGUAUAAACGAUGCAAUAAAAGACAGAAUUAGAGAUCGAAACGACGGCGGUCAAUAAUUGCCCGAUGAACUAAAGAACAGCGACUUCAGCUGCCCUCUCAACGACCCAGAAAGUGCCCCAAGGUGACACAACGUCUGGGAGGCUCGACAUUGAGCACGUGGUGAGCUGGAAGCCACGCCCACUGUCGGCCCCGCCCACUUUUUUGUGACGUCACCACGCCCACUGCCGACCCCGCCCACUUUUUUGUGACGUCACCACGCCCACUGCCGACCCCGCCCACUUUUUUGUGACGUCACCACGCCCACUGUCGGCCCCGCCCACUUUUUUGUGACGUCACCACGCCCACUGAACCGCAAGCACUGCCCAAACGCGUUGUGAGUGGCCGCCUCCCCCUCCCCUCGUUCCUUUCCGCUCCUUCUGCUCAGAGGCUCCAACAGACUCCUCUGCCAGCCCCCGACCUACCCCACCGAUCGUCAUCUCUGUUGACUAUUUGCCCCCCCCGACCUUCCUGCAACCCCCCCCCCGCGCCCCCGGCCCCCGUAUCAUGGAUCACGCGUGAAGCCAGGACAUUUAAAAACCGCGAACAAAAUCUCAACUUCCACCAAAAACAAUACUCGGGCAUCUCUCUCUUCAACCAGCAGACCCACCCUCCUCCACCUGUCCCGCAGCCUUGAGAUGAAGCUGGCACCGUGGCUCCCGCUGCUGGCGCUGCUGCUGGGGUUGGCGCUGGAGCCCCAGCCGGCGAGCGCCUCGCUGGUCGUCGUGAACCGGGGCCUGGCGGUGCCGAGGGGCGGCCGGGCCCUGCUGACGAGCCAGGAGCUGCGGGUGGAGGAGACGGCGGCCGCCAGCGGUGACGCGUGCCGCCUGGAGGUGGUGCACAACGAGCCGAUCACGCAGCGAGCUGGCAAGGUGGCGCCGCACGUGUUCAACUGCCGCUGGGCCCCGGGGGAGGUGAGCUACACUCACCACGGCACUCCGCUGCUGGACCACGACCUCGUACUGCUGCGGCUCUACCGCUUCUCGGACUCGGACACGCAGCUGGAGCUGGUGCGCCUGCUCGUGACCAUCGCCGAGCCGGCGCCGGGCACCGCGCUGCUCCUGCCGGGCCCCUCGCCGCUCCGCGUCGCGUCGUUCAUGGGCACGAGCGGCGCCCUCGAUCGCUCCGUCCUGUCGCUGGCGCCCGACGCCGAGAACCCGGCGCGCGGCCGCAGCUGCUGGAUCCGCGUGCCGAGCGAGGAGACCGGCCUGCCGGCGCACGGCCGCCUCGUCGCGCCCCACCGCGACGGGGCGGCGGACGCGGAUUCCGGUCCGGAUCCGGAGGGCGGCCGGGGAGACACGCCGCACUCCUUCGGCGCCGGCGACGGCGGCGGAGAGUUGGCGCCACCGCCGUCGCCGGGCGGCGAGAGGUUGAGCGCGGUGGGAGCGGUGCUGGGCAGGGUGCCCUGCGAGCGCUUCCUGAGCAUGGGGCUGCGUUACGAGCACCUGAGCCCGCCGGGCCCCGACGUGGACUACGUGCCCCUGGUGCUGGAGAUCCGGGAUGGCUCGCGCGGCCAGCCGCACAAGGUGGAGCACAUGUGGCUGCCCGUGCACAUCGAGGGCGCCGUGCCCAACCAGCCGCCGCACGCCGCCCCCAUGUCGUCCUUCAUCCUGGAGGUGGACCAGUUCAUCCUGACGCCCAUCAGCGUCGCCUCGCUCGACGCCAAGGACGGCGAGACGCCGCGCCACGACCUGGUGUUCAACGUCACCGAGCCGCCCGCCGAGGGCUUCCUCACCCACCUGAGCGACCACACGCGGCCCGUCACCUCCUUCACCUGGAGGGACCUCAACGAAAUGCUCGUCGCGUACCAGCCGCCCAACUCGAGCCACGCCGAGCGACGCACCUACGAGGCGGAGUUCGAGGUUCACGACUCAUACUUCGCUCGGAGCGCCCCGCUGAUGCUCCACAUCUCCAUCCGCAACACGGAGACCAACGCGCCCCGCGUCUCCUGGAACAUGGGCCUGGACCUGCUGGAGGGGCAGUCGCGGGCCAUCACGUGGGACCGCUUCCAGGUGGUGGACAACGACGACUUGGCCGCUGUGCGCAUCCUCGCCGUGGACGGCCUGCAGCACGGGCGGCUCAGCGUGCGCGGAGGCAAGGGCUUCUCGUUCUCGGUGCGCGACCUGCGCGACGGCGCCGUGCGCUACCACCACGACGGCAGCGACGGCGCCCGCGACCACGUGGCGUUCCGCGUGACGGACGGCCGCCACUCUGCGCGCCACUCCUUCCCCGUGCGCGUGGCGCCCGUCGACGACACGCCGCCGGCGCUCGUCGUCGCGCUGGCGCUCGCCGCGUGCGCCGGAGAGACGGUGCCCGUCUCGCCCGAGGUGCUGCGCGCCAGCGACCCCGACGAGCCGCACGACGACGGCAGGGUGCUCUUCACCGUGACGGCGCCGCCCGCCGCCGGGCGGCUGCUCCGUAAGGACGAGCCGGGCGGCCCCGGGCAGCCCGUGGAGCGGUUCCUGCAGAGGGACCUCUUUGACGGCCUCAUCUUCUACGAGCACCGCGGCGGCAAGGAGCUGCACGACUCCUUCGAGUUUGUGCUCUCGGACACACACGAGCCUCCCAACGUGUCCGACAAGCAGACCAUGACGGUGCACGUGACGCCGGUGGACAACGAGGUGCCGCGUGAGGUCGCGGGCGGCGUCGGGCGCGCCCUGGCGGUGCGCGAGACGGAGCUGGCGGUGCUGACACGGGAGAUGCUGCGGUUCAGCGACGCCGACACGCCCCCACAAGAGCUGCUCUACGUCCUCGUGCGGCCCUGCCGAUUCGUGGACGGCGCCGGCGGAUCCCUGGACGCCGGGAAGCUCGUGUCAAUGGACAGCAUGACCAAGGCGACGAAAGACGCUUCGGUGGCUGAGAUCCGCUCCUUCACACAGCACGCCGUGAACCACAUGAAGGUGGCGUACAUGCCGCCCAUGGCCGACGUGGGGCCCUGGCCGCGGUCCGUGGAGUUUGCCUUCACCGUCACCGACCGGCACGGCGGCGUGGCCGAGGGCUUCACGUUCAACAUCACCGUGCUGCCCGUGGACAACCAGCCGCCACAGCUGGAGGUGUUCCCCGUGCACGUGGACGAGGGCGCGUGGUGCGCCCUGGGGGAGGAGGCGCUCUCCGUGUGGGACGCCGACUCGGAGGCGGCGGCGCUGGCGCUGCUCGUGUCGCGCCGCCCGCGCCACGGGGAGCUGCUGCUCGACGGCGUCGCGCUGCUCGAGGGCGACCGCUUCACGGCGGCGCACGUACGGGACCUGCGGCUCACUUAUCAGCACGACAGCUCGGAGACGCUGGAGGACGACGUCGUGAUCACGGCCACCGAUGGCACCAACACCGCAGAGGGAGUCCUUCACAUUCAGGUCUCCCCCGUCAAUGACGAGUCCCCCCAGCUGCUGGCCGGGCUGCUCCCCGAGCUGCCGUGCCCCGAGGGGGGCGCGGUGCCCGUGACGGUGGCCCACCUGGCGGCGCGCGACGCCGACAGCGCGACGGGCCGCCUCCUCUACCUGGUGGCGCGGGCGCCGUCGCUCGGCGCGCUCACGCGGGCCGGCGUGCCCACGCUGCGCUUCACGCAGGGGGACGUCGCGCGGGGGCUCAUCGCGUACACUCACACGGGAGGGGAAAUCGGACUGCAUCCCGUCCACGACACGGUGACGCUGGUGCUGUCCGACGCCGAGGCUGGCAGCAGAGCGGACGGCGCCGGCGGCGACGACGACGACGACGGUGCAGAGGGAGGCGAGCCGCCCCCGCUCCCCGCUCACGACUCGCUGCCCAUCCACGACCUCAACAUCACCGUGACGCCCGUCGACAACGAAGCGCCGUCGCUCACCGUGGGCGCGGUGCUACUGGUAGAGGAGGCGGGCCGCGUCCGCGUGUCGGCGGAGCACCUGACGGCGCUGGACCCCGACACGCCGCCAGAGCGGCUGCUGCUCGUGCUGGUGGCGCCGCCGCGCUUCGGCUUCGUGGAGAACACGCGGCCGUCGCCCGGCCACGAGCGCAGCAACGCCGGCAUCAGCGUCGGCUCGUUCUCGCUGCACGACCUGCUGGCGGGCCACGUGAACUACGUGCAGUCGCGCCACGAGCGCGUGGAACCCACGGGCGACCAGCUGGCGCUGCACGCGACGGACGGCGAGCGGCGCUCACGCGACCUCGUCCUGCACGUGCUCAUCGCGCCCGCCAACGACGAGCCGCCCGCCCUCGUCGCGCACAACAUCACGGUGCUGGAGGGACACAGCAGGGAGCUGGGACCGUCGGUCAUCGACGCCGUCGAUCUGGACGUCCCCGCCGACGCCCUCCGCUUCUCCGUGGUGGCGGAGCCCCGGCACGGGAUCCUCGUGUGCGGCGCUCGUGGCGCCGACCCCACGCGGCGGCGCCGGCUCACGGGGACGCAGCAGCACGACGGCGCGGAGAGCCACGCCGGCGGCGAUGACGCCGUGAUGACGUCGUUCGGCAUGGAGCAGCUCAAGCAAGGCCUGGCGCUGACGUACGUCCACGACGGCUCGGAGAGCGCCGACGACGCGUUCUCGGUGCGCGUGUGGGACGGGGCGCACGCCGCCACGGCCACCGUCAACGUGCGCGUCCAGCCGGUCAACGACGAGCCACCGCGCCUUACGCGGAACGCCGGGGCGUGGGUGGAUUGGGGCGAGAGCCGCGUGAUUUCCAGCGCCGAGUUGGACUCUGAGGACGGAGACACGGGACGCGACGGCGUCUCCUUUGUGCUCGCCGGCGCGCCCCAGCAGGGCUCGCUGCAGCACAAGUCGGACGGGGGCGAGUGGCGUGAGCUCCUCGCCGGCGCCGCCUUCUCCCAGGAGGACGUGGACGAAAACCGCGUGCGCUACCGGCACCGCGCGGCGCCGGCGCCGGCGGCGGCGGCGCUGCACGACUCGUUCCGCUUCACGCUCACUGACGGGGACAACGCUGCCCCCACUUCCUCCUUCGUCGUCUCCAUUCGCGAUGCGCUCAAGGGUGACAUCGCUUUGCGGACGGGCCGCGUGUCGGUGGCGGCGCGCGACUCCGCGUCGCUGUCGGCCGACGCGCUGCUCGCGAGCGACGCCUCGGGCCGCCCCGACGAGCUGCUGUUCGUGGUGACGGCGCCGCCGGCGCUCGGGCGCCUGGAGCUGGCGUCGAGCCCGGGCGUCGGCGCGGGGAGGUUCACGCAGGCGGACGUGGCGGCGGGCGCCGUGCGAUACGUGCACACGGGGCCCGCGGGAGCCGCGCGCGACUCGUUCAGUUUCCUGGUGAGCAAUGGCCUCCGCACGAAGCUAGGCUCGGUGGACAUCGACGUCGAGUCCCGGGACGUCCUGCCGCCCACGCUGGAGCGCAACGGCGGCCUGCGCCUCGCCGAGGGGACGCUGGCGGCCAUCACGAGCGCCGCCCUCCAUCUCACCGACCCCGACACGGCCCCCCAGGACCUCCGCUACGUCGUCACGGAGCCCCCCAGACACGGCGCCCUGUACCUUCGAGGACAGCUGCUGGCAGUGGACGAAUCGGGCUCGCCGGCGUUCACCCAGCUCGACGUCGACCAAUCGGACGUGGCGUACCGGCACUCGGGAGGACCCGCUCACCUCGACCACUUCUCCUUCCUGGUUCGCGACCCCACCGACCAGGGCGUCCUAUUGGAGGGACGGCUCACGCCACAGCCAAUCGUCUUCAGCAUUCAGGUGGAGCCUCUGGACCGCGUGGCACCGCGCGUCACGCUGCUCUCUCCCCCGCGCUCCGUCGAGUCGCUCCGGGGCGGCCGCUACGGAAUCCGCAUCACGAUCCGUCACCUCCGUGCCACCGACCACGACGACGACGCCGCCGGCAACGACGAGGACAUCACUUUCUCCAUCAUGCGGCCGCCCCUCUACGGAUACUUGGAGAACACCGCCAAUGGUGACUUCAUCCGCGGGAGCUUCUGCCAGCGAGAGCUGAGAGAGAAGCGCGUGAUGUACAUCGUCAACCCCUCGCUGGACGUCACGGAGGACAGCCUGGAGUUCCGCGUGUCCGACAGAGCCGGCAACACGGGGGAGACGCAGACCCUGCAGCUGGAGUGGGCGCGUGUGCAGAUGGCGGAGGUGUCGGUGCGCGUAUGCGAGAACGUCGGCACGCUGGCGGUGAGGUUGCUGCGUAGUGGCUGUGCCCAGGACUCGGCGUUCGUCGGAAUCAAGGUGCGAGGGUUAUCAGCUGUUGUCGGCAAGGACUUCACGCACAGCUCGGCCUCUCUCGUGCAGUUCGAUCCAGGCGUCACUUCCAGGACGUGGAACGUGGCGAUAAAGGACGACGGGCUGGAGGAGGCCACGGAGCGGCUGCGUGUUUAUCUGCACGCGCCCGUCAACGCCGUGCUGGGCGCGCAGGACAGCACGCUCGUCGCGAUAGCCGAUGGGACGGCCGGCCGCUGCGACACAUCGCACGGCGGGGAUUUGGACGACGGCGGCGACGACGACGACGACGACGCUGCCGCUCCGCUCACGAUCCGCAUGGAGUCGCUGCAGCCCGGCUACGUGUCGGUGCGCGGUGACGUGCCGGACUUCCACGAGAAGCUGUCCGGUCGUGGCGCCGGCGGUGGAGGAGGAGGAGCUGGGGGAGGAGGAGCUGGGGGAGGAUCGUGGCACGUGCCAGGCCAACUCGACGUGGCGGCCGGGAGACCGGUUGUUGCCGCACCCCGGCAGACGGCACGGCUGCGCGCCAUCGGCUCGGGCAAAGUGGUGCCUCCGUCCUCCGUCAUCAGGAACAAGACGGACGUCAUGUGGACGUACCACGGCCUCGUGCCGCUACGUCUGGAGAAGGAAGCGGUUGGCGGCGCGGCGCUAUCGCAGGCGAGCGUGUCGGUGCGGGCCCGCCAGGCUCCCGAGAGCCUCCCUUUCUCGCCCGCUGCCUACCCGCCACAAGAGCCGCCUGUUCAGGCAGACAAACCAGCACCGGCCCCAGGCCCGCAAGACUCCCAGCAACAGGUGUUCGCUGAAUCCACCUUUCCCAAGCAUUGUACCCCGGAACUGAAAGAUCUCAUGCACUUUGACGCGAACAGCAAUCGGCUGUUCAAGUGCGAUGGGAUUACGUGGCGUGCCUGGGACCCCAAGCACACGGAGGCGGUGGGGCGGCGGUGCCCGUCGGCGUGGACGCUCCACGGGGGACGCUGCUUCCUGCUCGUGGCCUCCGUGUCCGCCAACUGGGCCGAGGCCGAGCGGAGCUGCCGGCAGAUUCACGACGGCUCCCUGGUGAGCGUGCGGUCCCGGGAGGAGAUGUCCUGGCUCUGGGACUUUGGCAGCCGCCAGCCAUUCUGGAUCGGCCUGAGCGACCGGCAGGAGGAGGGCAGCUGGCAGUGGAGCAACGGCGACCCGGUCACCUUCACCAACUGGCGAGGGGGCGGCCGCUCCGAACGCGACGCGGCCCCACGCGGGGGCGGCGGCGGCGGGCGGCGUCGGAGGCCCCGCGGGGGGGCCCACGGCGGCUGCGUCCUGGCCCAGCAGAGGGGGAAGUGGGCCAGGCGGGGGUGCAGGGGGGGCGCGUCGCUCCCCUACGUGUGCGUGCGAGAAUGAUGCCCUCCCCUUCCCGACGGAAGGCAAGGCAAGGUUGGGCCUUGGGGGGGAGGCUAGAAGGGGCGGCCACAACGUGAAGUUUCUCUUCCAAGCAGGAAUCUCGACCACGGAACUCCACCGGCAUCAACUCUCCGCCGUCGCCGCGCGUUGCCGUUCGGCGCGAUGCCCGCGACGUUUCGCUCCACGUGUGUGCCCCACGCGCUCGAUCACCGAUCGAAUCGAAGCUCCCCAACGCGUGGUUACAGCAAGUGUGGACUAAUCGCCAUCUGUCUCCAUCUGUACGAGGCUUGAGCGUUGUUGUCCCCCACGCUCGCUCGGGUGCUCCGGUUUCCUCCCCACGUGACUAAACAAUAAACACAACUCAUCACAGAUUGGCUGAAAGCAUCUUUUCGAAUACAAAUCUAGUGUAGCAGCAGCGGCAGCACCCUCCUGAUGAAGAGUCCUGUGACUCAGCGUGACUCUCCUGGAUUAUUAAGCAAGAUGGAGUAUGACUAUACUUUACCACGCUGGUCAGUGCGGGUUGGUGAAGGUGGAAGAGUUGGGGGGGGGGGAGUUGGAUUGGUGGUAUUCCCAGGACCGGUUCCGAUGUCACUCGAUGUUAGCGGUAGACGAGAAUCGUGCGCCAAUCGCUGCACCACCACUCCCCGCUGCGAUUAACUCCUUCCAAUUCCGAUGACGUACGUGUACGUCGUCAGUUUUUCGCGUGUGCCAUCGGAACGGAAUCGGAAGUAGAAGGCCACGCGGCAGGGCGAGUGGCACAGUUUGGCGCCAGCUGUCGUAGAGCGGCGGCGGUCGUGUCGUCACGGUUCUCCGCGGCGAGUAACGACGUCUUUAAAAACAGCGGCGCUACGACGCCUCCCCAAAUCAAAUUAACGCUGAGCCUCUUGCGCGUUCUGAGAUUCAGCGGUGAACGGGACCCCCCCCCAACCGCCCGGUCCCCGCCCUGCAACUUGUAGACGUCUCGGAGCGGGGUUCUCGCGCGAGACGUGUCGAUGGGAAAGUGUUCGGAGCGCCGUUCGAAACGGCAGCAAAAACACCACCGCACGUCCCGUAAGAAGAGAUCAUUCGUUUGGAUCAUGUUCUUGCCUCGAAGCUCGGACCGAACCGUGCUCUGCUCGCUCCCGUCGUCGUAAACUCCUUCCAUAGCCUAACCUAGUGUGGUGUUGCGCACGCGUUUUGUAACGAAACGAGAGUUAUAUUUUUUAAAAAGCAGUAUUUGUUGCCAGUGUAUAUUCACGGGACGUGUUUCUCGACGAAUGCUUGCGGUUACAGGUACGUCUGCGUUCCCACCGCAUUGUGUAAUAAAUCGACUCCAACUUA
This is a messenger RNA of Lethenteron reissneri (Far Eastern brook lamprey), 9728 nucleotides long. RefSeq names its product FRAS1-related extracellular matrix protein 1-like. Gene Ontology annotation, biological process: anatomical structure morphogenesis; cell communication. NCBI's taxonomy places the organism in Eukaryota, Metazoa, Chordata, Hyperoartia, Petromyzontiformes, Petromyzontidae. The record is from RefSeq and is a predicted model, not a curated record. Gene Ontology annotation, cellular component: membrane.